CAUUGUCCACCGCUUGGCGGCGGUAACGAACCAUAUUGACAUUUGACAACCGCCAAAAACUAGGAAGAAGACGAAGCGGAGGCGUGAGUUGCCCCGUCACCUCCUGGUCUGUGUUUACAUUCAGAAUCUUUCUGAAUAUCACCGCCUACGUUCAACGUCAUGAAGUUACUGAUUCGAAUCAAGAGGCAGACGAGCCGCGUGGAGCUACCAGGAGAAGUACCGAGCCUGAGGGAGCUCCGCGAUCACAUCAGACAGACGGUCUUGUCUUCUCAUGGAUUCAGCGCAGACACAGAGUUCAGUCUGUCUCUGAACGGCUCAGAGCUUCUGCCAGACACCGAUCAGACUUUGUCGUCAUGUGGCAUCGUCUCGGGGGAUCUCAUUUUUGUUGUGCUGCCUGAAUCUGCUGCCGACGCUGCGCCCUCUUCGAGCUCCUCUAACCCCUCCAGUAGCUCCAGCCACACGACAGCCGGGAGCAGCAGCAGCUCCACCCACCGGAGGCAACAGCUGCAGACACAGCUGACGGCCGCUGUGGCCUCCAGCCAGCAGCCAAGCAGCAACAGCUCAGCAGCUCUCACAGAGCCCAAGGAGUCAGACCUGAUGCUGGACUACGAACCCUCAGUCCCAAAAUGGGAGCCGAUGCUGUGUAGCGAGGCAGAGGAGGGUCAGGCUCCUCUGUCUCUGGAGCUCCUCUACAGCACAGCUCACACCACCAGUCCCAGCGACUCAAUCGUGGUGGCAGCAAACCUCUUGAUGCUGGAAACUGGAUUCGUUCCUCAGGGUCAUGAGCUGAAGCCCAGUGAGAUGCCUGCCGGGUGGAGGUCGGCAGGUGGAGUCUACAAACUGCAGUACACACACCCCCUGUGUGAGAACAGCCUGGCCAUGGUGGUGGCUGUGUGUAUGGGAGCUGUACUCGUGGUUAACGCGACUCUGAAGGUGAACCAAACAGUCGACACCAUUCGUAAGCUGUGUCUGAGUCCAGCCAGCUACGUGACCAAUGAGUGGGCAGGAGAAAGUGCAGCUGCGGCCUUCAAAGAUCUAAGGAAACUGUCGCGUAUCUUCAAAGACCAGCUGGCGUAUCCGCUGAUCGCCUCUGCUCGGGAAGCGAUGGCUCUGCCAGUGGCGUUUGGUCUGGCUGCUCUUCCCCCGGAGCUCCUCCUGCGGGUCCUCCGGCUGCUGGACGUUCGCUCUGUGGUCAGACUGUCGUCGGUCUGCAGGCGCUUCAACGUGGCUACGGCAGACUCCACGCUGUGGCGACACCUGUUCCGCAGAGACUUCAGCGAUUCCAGCAGAUCCCGAGACACAGACUGGAUGGAGCUUUACAAAAGGUUUUAUAAAGUCCGCAGUGAACGUCAGCAUGACGCUCGUCACUUCUUACCGGCCGACCUUCAAAACCCACGAGACAUCUUCGGCUGCGUGCGCCCUCCACUCUUUCCUCCUGUGCCCGGGAUCAUCGGGGGCGACUAUGACCAAACACCGAACCUCCCCCACAACCUGCUGCCUCGGCCCCGCUACGACCCCAUCGGCCUCCCCCCGACCCACGACGGACGACCACGGAUCGUCAGAUACCGACCCGCAGACGUCAGACGGGGGUUCAUCUGAUCAGAGCCUGUGCUGCAACAAGGACAAGCCUUUAAAUGAUGAGUGUUGGUUUAUGUAAAGCUUAUGUAAAGUGUACAAAAAUGAACUCAAAGACAGUUUAAACACACUUGAACCCUCGGAAAAAGAAAUGGAUAUAAAUCUAAAAGCGUUAUAGUGUGAUUGAGCAAUAAAGUCUGUAGUUUACUGCUAGUA
Molecule: messenger RNA, 1791 nt
Organism: Betta splendens (Siamese fighting fish)
Lineage: Eukaryota; Metazoa; Chordata; Actinopteri; Anabantiformes; Osphronemidae
Gene: fbxo7
Product: F-box protein 7
Exons: 10
Coding region: 160-1599 (479 amino acids)
Biological process (GO): positive regulation of autophagy of mitochondrion; autophagy of mitochondrion
Molecular function (GO): protein kinase binding
Source: RefSeq, a predicted model, not a curated record